Messenger RNA from Merops nubicus (carmine bee-eater), 828 nucleotides. RefSeq names its product solute carrier family 31 (copper transporter), member 1 (gene SLC31A1). Gene Ontology annotation, biological process: copper ion transmembrane transport. Gene Ontology annotation, cellular component: membrane. The transcript has 4 exons. The record is from RefSeq and is a predicted model, not a curated record. Gene Ontology annotation, molecular function: copper ion transmembrane transporter activity. The coding region runs from base 1 to 552 and encodes 183 amino acids. Lineage: Eukaryota; Metazoa; Chordata; Aves; Coraciiformes; Meropidae.
AUGAACAUGAACAGCUCCAUGUUGCCAGCCACACAUCCUCCUGAACAUCACCACUCGACGGCAGCCCCGGGACACGGCCAUGGGUCUGGCAUGAUGGUAAGUGGGAGAGCCAUGACUUUCCACUUCAGCUAUGAGAAUGUGCCAUUGCUGUUUUCUGGACUUACAAUCAAUACUCCUGGAGAAAUGGCUGGUGCUUUUGUGGCUGUCUUCUUCCUGGCCAUGUUUUAUGAAGGCCUCAAGAUUGCCCGAGAGUGUCUGCUCCGCAAAUCCCAGGUCAGCAUCCGCUACAACUCCAUGCCAGUGCCAGGCCCCAAUGGCACCAUCCUGAUGGAGACUCACAAAACUGUUGGGCAGCAGAUGCUGAGCUUCCCUCACCUCCUGCAGACCAUCCUGCACAUCAUUCAAGUCGUGGUCAGCUACUUCCUCAUGCUGAUCUUCAUGACCUACAACGGGUACCUGUGCAUAGCUGUGGCAGCAGGGGCAGGGACGGGCUAUUUCUUCUUCAGCUGGAAGAAGGCAGUCGUGGUGGAUAUCACAGAGCACUGCCACUAACGCCGGUGCUGCCCAGGAGCCUCUCCACCCCCCUGCUCUCCUGGAGCUCAGCCACCACGAGGACUGGAUCAUUCCUAAGCUUGAAAGAGAAACGAGACAAACAAAAAUCAGCUGGAGUUCACCACAAGUUCCUAGCUGGGGUGUAGGGCUGUGAGGAGCUGGGGGAUGCUGCUCCCCCUUUGCUGCAGGCUGGCAGCAGGGCUGACUCUGGAGGGUCUCGUGGUAGCCAUCCUUGGCUAGGGUUUGCUUUAUUCUUAGAUUAUGCUGUGAUUGAAA